AUGGCCGUUCACAUGAGAAAGGCUGUUUUUGCCCUAUCCCUCAUCUCAGGAGUACUAGCUGCGCCAUACAAAAGACUGGAAAACCCUCUUGGUGUCCAAUAUGGAAUUGAUGCCUCUUCAAUGAUUAGCUACGACUCCAUUUAUUUUGGUUGGGCACCAAAUUAUAAACCAUCAGUAACGCUCGCAUCCCUGAACCAAGCAACAGGGCAGAAGGGCGCCACGUACAAUGUCUAUUCUCAAAUUACGUCGUCAAACGUUGACAGUGGCUCUUACGAUGGCAAUUAUCAAUACAAUCUAACAAUCCCAACUUCAGUCAACUACGAUGAAUACAAAACUGCUUGGAAGACCAUGUAUAACGCGGUUUCAAGUAACGAUAAGAUAUUCAUGUUUUGGUCUCCUAAUGACGACACUUCAUCCGAACCCGUUGCGCCUUGGUGGCCCGGUGAAGAAUACGUUGAUAUCGUAGGCAUGGAUUACUAUCCAAACGCUGAUGAAGGACUUCCUGAUUUCGAAAGCGCUUAUGGAGCCUUUUAUGACACAUAUUCUGCCGGAUACGGUAUUCCUUUUGCCAUCGGUGAGACAGGCACUCAGCUUUCAAACGGGGAUUCUGCUAGCACGGAACAGAAAGAAGAGUGGCUCAAGGCCGUUAUCAACCCGUUGUCAGGUUUUGGAGAUUACUCUGAGUAUUACUUCAGCUGCACUUGGUUUGAAUACGGCCCCCCAACUAAUGACAUAAAUUUCUAUAUUGUCUACGAGCAGGACAGCUCGGUUGUCACGGAGACGAUUUCCAAUACUGAGAGUGGCACGGCAUGA
Molecule: messenger RNA, 813 nt
Organism: Talaromyces atroroseus
Lineage: Eukaryota; Fungi; Ascomycota; Eurotiomycetes; Eurotiales; Trichocomaceae
Exons: 4
Coding region: 1-813 (270 amino acids)
Biological process (GO): substituted mannan metabolic process
Molecular function (GO): mannan endo-1,4-beta-mannosidase activity
Source: RefSeq, a predicted model, not a curated record